AUGCCAUACACCGUCGCUGCCGUCCAAGCCCACGAAGUCUCCCGCUUGGCCGAAAUACAAUGGGCAGCUCUUCACAAUAAUCCCUUGAUUCAGGUCCUUUAUCCACGAGGUGCGACAGCUGCACUCAGCAGCUUCACGACCGAGUCGUAUAAGAGGUCUUUCACCUUUCCAUCCGCUUCGCUGAUCAAGGCUACCAAUGAUGCGACGGGGGAGAUCGUGGGAUUUGCCAAAUGGGUUCACUACCGCCAAGACGAGGACCAAGCACUACGACAGUCCUUAAGCGGCAUAAGACAGAAGAGUGAGCAAUCGGAAGGAGCGAGUGUGGCUUCACGUCGUGGCUCUGGAUGGGUCAAAGAAAAGAACUUGAUGCCGAAAAUGCCGCCAGAUUGCCAUGGCGUCCUUCUUGAAAGGUGGGGUGAUAUCAUCAAUAUUUUGGAUAUAUUACACGUCAUUCCGCUAUAUCAAAAAGCUGGUGUGGGCAUCGCCCUCAUCAAUUGGGGGGUCGAUCUAGCAGACAAGGAAGGCAUUCAAUGUUAUGUCGAGUCUUCCCCUGCUGCGCGCUCCUUAUGUGUGAAGAGGGGCUUCCAGCACCUUGCCGAAAUUAGGAUUGAGCUUGGGAAAUACAAAGAGGGUUAUCAUGACUAUAGGCACAGUGUCAUGCUCAGACCGCCACAUGGGAAAGAAGAACCCCCAAAACCGCCAUCGAAGGCAAAUCCUUUCGCCGACGAGAAAGCUGUCUCGCCUAGAUCCCCUGUCUCCCCCGUAGAGGAAGAUGAGGAAGAACCUACAUACACCGCCGAGGCCAAAUUGCUCGAAUUCAGAUCGUCCUCCUCAUUGCGAUCCGCCAAACUCAUGGAAACCCGGACCCAUUCGAGGUCCAACAAGUCCUCACAAGGCUCCAUUCAAUAUCAGAAACCGCCACCAUUACCCAAAACUCCUAGAGUCGCUUGA
Messenger RNA from Bacidia gigantensis, 951 nucleotides. RefSeq lists its product as uncharacterized. NCBI's taxonomy places the organism in Eukaryota, Fungi, Ascomycota, Lecanoromycetes, Lecanorales, Ramalinaceae. Bases 1 to 951 code for a protein of 316 amino acids. The transcript has 2 exons. The record is from RefSeq and is a predicted model, not a curated record.